Molecule: messenger RNA, 729 nt
Organism: Striga hermonthica
Lineage: Eukaryota; Viridiplantae; Streptophyta; Magnoliopsida; Lamiales; Orobanchaceae
Source: the annotation of a GenBank genome assembly
AUGUCGAUCGGCGACUCGCUUCCUCCGCCGCCGGCGCCUGCUCUCGACGGAGUUCCUUUCGAGCUCUGGGAUGAGUCCGAUUUCGACCAGAUCGUCUCCGACGGCUUCGUCUCUAUCUGCGGCUUCGGUCCUCUUCUAUCCGAGAGGGAAGCGAGGAGUGUGUUUCCAAAUUUGAUAAAUUUUACGAUUGCAAGGUUGAGUGGAUUUAGGGCAGUGUUUGCUCACGUUUCUCCUGCUUUCUUCCGACUCGGCAUUGCUAAGCCUGAAACAAAGGAGAUUUCAAGCUUGAGUUUGGAGCCAUGUGAAGGAGAAAGUGUCGUGGUCACCACUUUUCAGAUAUUGAGAUCAGAUAUACCGGCUUUUAUCGAAACCGAGCACGAGUUCCGUUUUCUAGCCGUGAGUUCCGUACUCUCGGUUUUCUUCCGAAAUGAAUGUCCGAUCCGAGCAUCUUAUAGCGAUGAAGAAUAUUUUCAACACAGAUGUAAAGGUGACAAAGGGCUGUACUUUGAACGUUUUGGACGAUACAAGAUUCGAAGGAUAUGGUCAGACGACAUAUUACCGUGUCGUGCUUACCUUCGGCAGUGUGUAAUGGCAGCAGAGGAACUUAAUGAGAUAGCUUAUAACAGUUUCCUAGACCAUACAUUUCUCGGGGAUCGUAAAACGACUAUUCGCGAGUAUCUUUCGACUAAAGGCUUAGGCAUAUUAGACGAGCAGCCUUCCGACUCCUGA